AUGAGAAAAAGUUCUACUUGUCAAACUUCAGUAGGAAUGCAGAUCUCCGAGUUAAAACGAUUGAAUCAUUUAAUUCAAGAUCAAGAUUUUUUCGGGUUAAAAUACGUGAAAGUGCCGAUAAGAAAACACGGAAUAAUGUCCGAAACUUUGGACCACAAAAAUAUUCGUUCUCACGGACAAGCGAGUGGUGCUUCGUACAACGGUGCUUCUUAUAACGGUGAUGAGAAUUAUAAUGACAAGGAGCCAUUACUUUCCAUGGAGGAAUCAGACUCCGCUCAUGAUUUCAGUGACCCAGAUAUGCAAAUGAAAAUAAUACGCACUCUAAGUAUUAAAGAUAAUUUUUCUAGCCAAGGAAAAGAAGCAGAAGAAUUUUUAAAAAGUAUGGACAAAGAUUUAGAGAAGGUUCGGAAUUCGUCGCGAGGAGAGCGAGGUUCGUUAAAUGAAGUGAUAUCAGUGUUAGGAAAUAAAACUAUUUUUCCAUUACACGCCAAAAGACAACCAGAACAUUUAAACGGUGCUGACUGUGGUAUAAGAUGGUGGAGUAUUUUGUUGAUAAUAUUUUUCGUUGUUAUUGUAUUGCCGUUAGGAUAUACUUAUUGGGCUGCUCAGGUUACAUGUUAUAGUAAACAGAGAGUUUUACACUGUGCCAUCUAAGAUACUGUACAAGGUUUAUUUUUGUAUAAAAAGUGCUUCUAGAUAAUCAAACUUUGGAAUUCUGCUCAAAAUAUUAUUACAAUAUUCAUGAAUGUGCAGAUGUGAUUUUGAAUAUUUUCUGUAGAUUCAGAAUCAAUGUAGUUUGUAAAGUUUAAAGUAAAGUCAAUAUAUUUGAACCUAUUCAGGUACUAUUCAAAAAAAUUCUAUAUAUGGCAGUGUCUCAAAAUCAGACAACUGCUCUUUUUAACUUUCAAAUGCUGAUAAUUCUGGACACACAUGGAUUUGAAGGCUCAAAUACGACGAUGAGCUGUGAACAUUAUUACUAAUUGGCUCAGCUAAACAAUAAAA
Messenger RNA from Lottia gigantea (owl limpet), 1002 nucleotides. RefSeq lists its product as hypothetical. The record is from RefSeq and is a predicted model, not a curated record. NCBI's taxonomy places the organism in Eukaryota, Metazoa, Mollusca, Gastropoda, Lottiidae. Bases 1 to 654 code for a protein of 217 amino acids. The transcript is spliced from 3 exons.